AUGGCUUCGCCCGUGCUGUUCGCCCUCCUCCGUCACGCCGCCACGCCACUGCCCUUCACGCUCCUCAACGAACAGCUCACGCGGCUUUCCACACUCGUCGGCCUCCCCGUUGACCAGCUCCGCUGCGUCACGUGUCUCCUCGCCGUCUACCCCUUUGCUGUCCUCGUGCAGAAGCUGCCAUCGGCCACGGCCAAGCACUGGCUCCACAUUUGCGGCGGCGUGAGCAUCGCCCAGUUCGUCUAUGGCUCGGGAUGGCUCCACUCGCUGCUCUCGUCGCUGCUCACGUACGCGCUCGUGCGCGUCCUGCCGCCCACGCGGGCCGCGGCCGUUGUCUUUCUCGCCAAUAUGCUGUACGUCGCUGCCCUGCACGUCCACCGCAUGCGGGUGAACUACAUGGGCUGGAGCAUGGACGCGACCGCGAGUCAGAUGCUGCUGCUCAUCAAGUUGACGAGCUUUGCCUUCAACUACCACGACGGCGUCGUGCCGAGCGCAACAGCAGUCGCCAAAGGCGACUCGGACCAGACGAAGCGCGUCAAGCAGAUCCGCGCGCAGUUUGCCAUGCCGCACCUCCCGUCGCUCUUGGAGUUCCUCGGGUUCGUCUACUGCUUCACGACGUUCUUAGCCGGUCCCGCGUUCGAGUACAGGGAAUACAGCGACGCGAUCCAUCGAACGCGCUUUGUCGACCGCAAAGGGGUCCGACGGCACGUGUCGCCCGCACGGGCUGCCGCGUCCAAGUUGCUGCUCGGACUGAGCCUCAUGGGACUCCUCGUGCCGUUUGGCGCACUGGCCGACGUGAAGGCCAUUCUGCGCGACAAUGAGCACCAGUCGCUGGUCCGCAAGUGGGUUCGCCUCCUCGUGGCGCUGUUCCUCACGCGGGCCAAGUACUACGUCGCGUGGAAAUUGGCCGAAGGCGCAACAGUGCUCACGGGCGCGGGCUUCGAAGGCUUUGACGAGCACAACAACCCCAGAGGGUGGGACGCCGUCAGCAACGUGGACAUUCGCGGCUUUGAGCUCGGAGCGAACGUCCGCGAGGUCACGCGCGCGUGGAACAAGGGCACGCAGAACUGGCUGGAGCGCUACGUGUACACGCGCACGGGGAACUCGUUGCUCGCUACGUACCUCGUCUCGGCGCUAUGGCACGGGUUCUAUCCCGGCUACUACCUCUUCUUCCUCACGCUACCGCUCGCUACGUCCGUGAACCGGUUGGCUCGACGCCACGUGCGGCCGUACGUUGUGAAGAGUGCGCUCAAACCCCUCUACGAUCUCGUGGGCAUGAUCUGCACGGCACUGGUGGUCAACUACCUCGCCGUGUCGUUCGUAGUGCUGUCGUGGGACGAAGCGGUGAAAGGGUUUCGCGCCUUGCGCUUCGCGGGCCACGUUGGCCUCGUGGUGAGCUACUUGCUACUGACGUUUGUCCCGGUCGAGAAGGCUGCGCGCCGACAGAAGACGUUGUAG
Hyaloperonospora brassicae is the source of this 1455-nucleotide messenger RNA. The record is from the annotation of a GenBank genome assembly. Lineage: Eukaryota; Oomycota; Peronosporomycetes; Peronosporales; Peronosporaceae.